Messenger RNA from Moneuplotes crassus, 1344 nucleotides. NCBI's taxonomy places the organism in Eukaryota, Ciliophora, Spirotrichea, Euplotida, Euplotidae. The record is from the annotation of a GenBank genome assembly.
CUAAAUAUCCAUCAUGAUUCUAAAAAUAUCCACAACUAUUCUCAUGUUCAUAGUAGCUAUAUACAUCCACUAUAUUUUCAAAAACAUGCCAAAAAGUAAGGUUCUCAGUGGGCAAAUUGAUGAUGUAUGUACAACUGCUGAAGAACUACAUUCUAUAAAUUCUAAAAUCCACUCCGAUCUCAACAAGUUGAGGGAAUCUGUAUUUUUCAGAAUUUUCAAGGUAAAUCUUGAAAAAGAAUGAAAGUUCUGGAAAACAGAAGGCGUUUGUAUCUCUAACAAAUGAAUGGUAGAUGAAUGUGAUGAUACUGAGGUCCCUAGCCAGUUCAAGAUGUGUAAUCAGACAUUCGAUGUAGAAAGAAACCUUCAGAAUUCUGAAAUGUCAAUGAUAAAUUCAUUCCUACCCAAUACUCAUGUCGAUGAAUGGAUGGAGAUAGAGGAGAAUGAUGAGCAAGCAUUAUUCGUAAAUCUCAUGAAAAAUAGCCACUCAUGGACCUUCUUUAAUGGAAGUCAUCUCUGGAAGGCAAUAUACCAAGAAAACUGAAUGGCCUUGUUUGAUCAUGACAAAUGACAAGAAAGUCAUGUACUUUAUAAAUUGAUAAGUGGAGUGCAAGCAAAUGUAGAUUUUCAUAUUACUCAUCAUGACUACGAUUUACAUGGAGAGCCUCUUCCUCCAAAUCAUGAAAAGUACUUGAAGAGGGUUGGUUUUCACAAGGAUCGUCUCGAAAAUUUUGUUUUUACUUAUUCUUUGACUCUAAAAGCUAUUGAAAAAUUAGGGGAGAAAAUUGAUGAAUUCUCAUAUCUUUCUGAGAACCCUCAAGUUGAUAAUGAUGUUAAAGAAACUAUGAAGAAUCUAAUUCAAGAUUCUAUUAACAUCUGAGAGAAUCCUUUUAAAGAAGACAACUUGCUAACUCAGUGGACUAAAGAGCAGUUCAUAAGCACUAUCAAGCCUGUGUUCUACAAUAUCACCAAGAUCAUUGAUUGUAUUCCUUGCGAGAAGUGUAAGCUCUAUGGAAAGCUUCAGUUCACUGGCCUCACUGCUGUCAUGAAGAUUAUGUUUGGGCAAGGGCAAGAGAGCAGACUUACCAGGAACGAAAUGGUUGGACUCAUAAACUUAAUGGCGAAGCUAGCAGACUCCAUGGAUUGGUAUCAUCAAUGGAUCGAAUAUGAAAAUUCAUACGAAUACAAAUUGAUACAGAUUGCUUUCUGCAAUCCCCUCCUACUAAUGCUUAUUUUUGCUUUGAUAUUUUUAAGCUCUCUAAAAUCAUUUAACCCCGACCAACCACCCAAAAAAUCAGGAAUCCCACCAAACAAACUAAAAACCUCCUAACCCCAAUAAAAUUCAUU